Messenger RNA from Microbotryum saponariae, 1020 nucleotides. The record is from the annotation of a GenBank genome assembly. NCBI's taxonomy places the organism in Eukaryota, Fungi, Basidiomycota, Microbotryomycetes, Microbotryales, Microbotryaceae.
AUGUCUAGAACAAUACGAAGCGCUUCGAUCUCGCGCAAGACGAACGAGACCGACAUCGCCAUAACGCUCACGCUCGACGUCGCGGUCGGCGCCGCGCAGGAGAUCAACAUCAGCAACAGGCAUCGGAUCCUAGACCAUGUGAGCUUGCCAUGCCAGUGUUCCCCGCAUACUAUCGCUUCUGCACGCUGACGUCGAUUCGCCUGCCUCGUCUCUCGUCCCUCGUGCAUCAACUCCCAUCGCGAUUGCGAUCUGCUCCGUGUACCGUGACCACGGAGUGUGCCCGCCGAUACGCCAGAUGUACCAUGCGCUCGCCAAGCACUCCAAAAUGUCGCUUACCAUCAAAUGCAAAGGCGACUUGUGGAUCGACGACCACCACACCGCCGAGGACAGUGCGCUCGCGCUCGGCGAGGCGUUCAAGCUCGCGCUCGGUGAACGCAAGGGAAUCAGGAGUACGGUACAAUCGCACCCACUCGACGAAGGUAUGUCCAGCAGCUAGUGCUUCAUCCGUCUUCCUCCACCCGCACUGACAUCGCGGCGCACUACCUUUGCCGACCGACAGGCCCUCUCUCGAGCCGUGCUCGACAUCUCGUCGCGGCCUUACUUCUGCGGCACCUUCAACUCAAGCGGGAAAAGAUCGGGACCUGUCAUGCGAGAUGAUCCCGCACGUCUUUCAGUCCGUUUGCCCAAGGUGCAGGUGACGCUUCACGUGGAUGUUAUCAGAGGCGAAAGAUCACCACAAGUUGAGUUUCACAGGACAGGGUGGAACGCUGGUCCUCCCGACAUUGGCUCGCUCCACCUUUUCCAUGACCAUUGUCUCUGCGUAAAAACACAUGGGCAGCAAGCUGACAGACACCUCAAUCUAAACAAGCACAGAGCGAAUCCGCCUUCAAAGCUUUGGCGUUGGCGAUCCGAAAGCGAUUCAAACCGAUGGCUCCGACGAUGUCCCUCGACCAAGGGCGUUUUGGCGCUCUAAAAAUCCACCCUGUAUUCACACCCCACAUUAACAUAUUGUACUGGUAA